AUCAUUUGGCUACGUGUACCCGGUGUGUGGAAAGUGUUCAGGUGUCUCCCCUCUGCUGGAUAACAAGCUGCCAUUAAACCCCAAAACCUUAAAGGAGUGAAACCAUGGGAGGAUCGCAGAGUGUGGAGAUACCGGGAGGAGGCUCCGAGGGCUACCACGUCCUCCGAGUCCAGGAGAACUCCCCUGGACACCGUGCAGGACUGGAGCCUUUCUUUGACUUUAUCGUCUCCAUCAACAACACUAGACUGAACAAGGACAACGACACCUUGAAAGACUUGCUGAAAGCCAGCGUGGAGAAACCAGUUAAGAUGCUGGUUUACUCCUCAAAGACCCUGGAGUUGCGGGAGUCGACAGUCACCCCCAGCAACGUGUGGGGGGGGCAGGGCUUGCUUGGUGUCUCAAUCCGUUUCUGCAGCUUUGAGGGAGCCAAUGAGAAUGUCUGGCAUGUGCUGGAAGUGGAGCCUAAUUCCCCAGCAGCCCUCGCAGGUUUGCGGCCGCACACUGACUACAUCAUUGGAGCUGAUACUGUUAUGAAUGAGUCAGAGGACCUUUUCUCUCUGAUAGAGAGCCAUGAGGGGAAAGGCCUGAAGCUCUACGUGUACAACACAGACACCGAUAACUGCAGAGAGGUGAUCAUCACACCUAACAGUGCCUGGGGAGGAGAGGGCAGCCUUGGAUGUGGGAUUGGCUAUGGAUACCUCCACAGGAUUCCCACCAAGCCUUUUGAGGAAGGGAAGAAGAUCAGCUUCCCUGGGAACUCUCCCAGUGAGCCCGUCAGUCCGCUGAAGGAUGGCUUCACGGAGGUUCAGCUUUCAGCAGUGACCCCUACUCCUACUGCACCUGUUGUCUCCUCUGGCCUUGAAGAUUCACUGUCAGGCCUGUCAAUCAGCACAGCCCCGCCCACCAUGCCCAGCGAGCUGCAGACAGGUUUGCCCACAGUGCCUCUGCUCCCCUCCUCCACCAGCCCCACCCUCAGCCCCCUCACUCCACUGAAUCCUGCCUCAACUAGCUUCAACCCCGCCACCACGCUACCAGGUCUGAUGCCACUCCCAGGUGGCUUACCUCCACUCCCUAACUUGCCCAACCUCAACCUGCCGCUUCCAGACCUCAGUGCCAUGUCACUAGCAGGCACCAGAACCUUACCACCGCCAUUAGGAACCUCAGCAUGCCCACCGCUGUCCUCUUUCCCGCCCCUCAACCUCCCAGGUCUGGCCCCCUUACCCCCUCUACCGACCAUGCUGCCCUCCCAGCUGCCUCCUCUCCUCCCUCAGGCAGUGGCCCCCGUCCUGCCCAUUUCCACCACCACCACUCCUGCAGCCUCAGUCACAGUCACGGCAGCAGCACCAGCGACAGAGGCCGCAGUCGAUCUCACAGCCCACACGGAAGCCGCCUCUACGAACGCUACGGAAUCGCCGCAACCCACGGAAACGACACUAACGUUGUCUUAACCUGGGAAGAAAGAUCCCGCUUGCCAUCAAACCAAAACACACACCUGGUUUCUCUCUUACCCCGUCUGUCUUUCUCUGUGUUUUUCUAUUUAUUUGGCCAAGAGGGACAGGCAGACAGCUGCAUUAGUUCAGACACAGGUGUGCAUGCUCCGUUUAUUGGUAAAGAAGCUUGUGUGGAGCGAUGAAGGAUGAAUGGAUAUGAAGAAUGGAGGACGGAUGUAGACUGACUUUACCAACAUGUCUUUAUUACCUGAUUGUCAUGGAGCUUGCCUAAGCUGCUGUAUGUGGAGGGCGAGGUCUACUCUUCGCUUUGUAGUUUGUCUUCGCACUUCUGCAGUUACAAGGCAAAGUACUAUCUUAGGACCACCCCCCCUUUCUGAUCUGGCAAUCCUCUCUUUCACAUAGUGUUUGUGUUUUUUUGUUUUUUUUUUUAUAUAUCUAAACAGUGUAUGUUAAUAGGGCUGGAUGAUAAAUUGAAAUUACUUGAUUACUACCUACAUCACAAUUCUCCUUUAUAUAUAAACUGCAAUAGUUACAACUAAUGACAUCUAAGUAGAAUUUCAGACAACCAGUCAGCUCACAGUCCAGCCCAGGGGUUGGGACAAAGAUAGCAGAUUGGGCCUACAAGAGGGAAGAAAUAUUACACGCUGCUGUAUUAAACCAUAAAUAAAGGUAAAUAUGAAGUCAUCAUAGUUUUUUUGGUCUUAUCAUCCAGCCCAGCAUGUGUAAACUUUUUAUUAGUUAAUAGACCCCCUGACAAAUAGAUUCAUUUGAUCGACAUGUAUUAAUUUUUGUUGAAAUUCCUGUAUGAGUAUGUUCACCCAAUGAAUGAAUAUGCAUUAUUUUGCACCACCUUUGUGUUUUGAAAUUAUUAUUCUGUCCCUGUAUGUCUCCAUGUAUAUCCAUAACUACAGUACCUGUCUCUACCACACAGAGAUUAACAGCCGGAAGGUCUUGCCAGGGGGGACAGAGGUUUGACAGUUAUGAGCUACUGAAUGGAGUGUAUAUGCUUGCUGCUGGGGGAUCAGUUGGCAGGAGUACAACAUGAGUGCGGGGUUAUUAAAUAUAUAGGUCUCCCCCUGGCAGGGCUGAAGCAAAUUGAUAGGCAGUGAUGCAGUACAGCCACACGGUGUCACUGUCACUUUCUGAAAACAUCCACACUGUGCACAGAGCGAGCAAUAAAGCCAAAUGAAUUUUA
Messenger RNA from Micropterus salmoides (largemouth bass), 2646 nucleotides. RefSeq names its product golgi reassembly stacking protein 2 (gene gorasp2). Bases 105 to 1448 code for a protein of 447 amino acids. The record is from RefSeq and is a predicted model, not a curated record. Gene Ontology annotation, molecular function: protein binding. Gene Ontology annotation, biological process: Golgi organization. NCBI's taxonomy places the organism in Eukaryota, Metazoa, Chordata, Actinopteri, Centrarchiformes, Centrarchidae. Gene Ontology annotation, cellular component: Golgi apparatus. The transcript is spliced from 10 exons.